This is a messenger RNA of Apus apus (common swift), 5670 nucleotides long. It is a transcript of the gene RADX, whose product is annotated as RPA1 related single stranded DNA binding protein, X-linked. Gene Ontology annotation, molecular function: single-stranded DNA binding. NCBI's taxonomy places the organism in Eukaryota, Metazoa, Chordata, Aves, Apodiformes, Apodidae. The record is from RefSeq and is a predicted model, not a curated record. Gene Ontology annotation, cellular component: replication fork. The coding region runs from base 95 to 2710 and encodes 871 amino acids. The transcript has 15 exons. Gene Ontology annotation, biological process: regulation of DNA repair.
GGCCGCGGCCGCCGCCUCUCUCGCCGCCCUCCCCGGCACCGGGCCCGACCCCGGCUCUCGCCCUCGGCGGGGGAGGGGCCGCGCGGCAGCUGUCAUGCAGGACCCUACCCCGGCGAGCGGCGGGGCCUCCUGGCUCCAGAAGAUCUUCGAGGAAGUGCGGGGCUCCUCCCAGCUGAGCGUGUCCCCCGCGGAGCCGCCGCCGCUCACGGUGGUGGCGGUGGAGCGGUACCUGGCGGAGGCGCCGCACCCGCCCGAGCCGCCGCCCGCCGCCCCCGCCCCCCCGCUCUACUGGUACGACGUGACGCUGGCGGACGGCGCGUGCCAGGAGCGCUGCCACCUCGCGCCGCGCCUCAACGGCCUGGUCCAGCGCGCGCACCUGCGCGCCGGCUCGCGCCUGCGCCUGACGCGCUGCUCGUACCUGUACGACGAGAAGCGCCUCAACUACGGGUUCCUCUGCCUGGAGGGGCUGGAGCGGGUGGGGGGGCCCGGCACCCCCGCCAGCCCGCCCCGCCGCCGCCCGCCGCCCCUCCGCGGGGAGAAGAAGCACUACCUGCCGCUGUGGAACAACGAGGACCCCUACGGAGACUUGUGGGUGGCGGACAGGCCCCCGGAGAAGGUGGAUGUCGACGUCUCCAGGCUGACUUCUCUCGGUCAGCUGGAAAUGACCUGGAGAAGCAGAGUUCACUUUCAUCCAAUUCUUGUGAGAGUCAUGCACAAAUCUAGACUAAGGUACUACGGGAAACCAGAGAAAAAACAGGAUAUGCCUUAUCAGGCUUACUUUGAAGUUGCUGAUGGUUCAGGCAUGAUGUCAAUGGUUUUGUGGAAUUCAUUAUGCCCUGAAUGGUAUAACAUUAUGAAGGUUGGCACAGUACUUCUUCUUGAGCAAUAUGCUAUCAAAACCAGUUACCCAUUUAAAACACAGCCAACCCCAGGGGAUUCACAGAUGAAGAGAUUUGCUACAAUUGAAAUCAGCCUUAAUGUUCGAGAUCCUCCUACUAAAAUAAGUAUUAUUCCAGAAGAAAUGGUUAAGCCAGAGUGGGGAUUACCUGAAGUUAAAUACAGGUUUAUUACAAGGUCUGAACUGGAUGGCUUGCCAAACAAUCAUUCCUGUGAUGUUAUUGGUCUUGUGACAUUUGUAGGAAGAGCUGAACGAGCAAGAAAGAAAGAAUAUGGUGAAGACUUCUGGCUCUAUCGUUGGGCACAUGCCAUUGAUGGGACCUCAGACCAACCAUUCAUCCUGGAAUUAUUUGCAACUUCUCAGCCAGAUGUAUUUCAGCGUAUUCACCCAAUGACAUAUUUGGUGUGUACACAGAUGAGGGUGGUACGGGACCUCUCUGAGAAUCCUUCCAGUGCAGUUUACCUUACAACUUCAAAUGAAAGUCAAAUAUUCAUUACAGGGUGGCACAAGGGCCAGCCAUACACCAAGGACACCAAAGUGAAGAACUUCAUUCGAUGGACUAAAACACAAAGCGAAGCUGAUCAAAUAAAGAGAACAGUCAUUGGUGGCUAUUAUCCUUUUCCACGACCUCCCAAUGACUUUCUGAAAUAUUGUAAAAACAAUAAAGUUGAAUCAGUUUUAAAAGCCAUAGGUGAAACGGGGAAAGAGAUUGAAAGUUUGCACUACAGAGAGCACAAGCGCAUUGCUGUUCAGGGGAUAAUUAGUGCCAUAAGAUACAUCAGCUGUGGCAAUGCAGCUGAAGAAGCUUCAGGAGUGGAACCUGUUCAGAAAGAUACUUCUCAGUCUCUUGAGAGCUCUACUACAUCCAAAGAAGACUGUGUUGAGAAGGGGGAGAACACCAGCCUUCAAAAUAAAGAAGUCAAGGCUUUACUGGGGUCACAUGGUACUCCUGGGGAACAACAUCAGCACCAAGCUCUGCAGUCAAAAAAGAGUUCAGUGAAGAGAAAGAUACCACGCAGUUUAAAUACAGAUGCAGAACAGGGAAGUGCAUCUGUUACUCCUGUAUCAUCUUACCGUUAUUUCACACGGUCUGCAAGAAGAAAAUUGGGUUUGGAUAAACUUCAACAUGAAGAUUGUGUGCAAGAUAAAAGUCAACAGGCUGUGUCAGACAGUUUGCAGCACUGCACAGACGGAGAAGGAAUGAGUGAUAUAUCUGAAACUGAAGAGCCUGGAAGAACUUGUGAUUCAUGGCAGAGUGACCUGUGGACACAAGUGAAAGACAAGUUAAUGAACUAUUUGCAUCACAGCAAAAUUUUCCCAGAAAGCAUCCCACGUAAAUUUGAUUAUGUGCACAAAGACUUACUUAUGCAACAGUACAACCUUCACGCAGCAGUGCACCAGCCAAAAGAAACCAGAACACAUAAAAAUAUCAAUGAGUUUAAAAGUGCUAGUGGCCUUGGGUAUUAUGAAGUGACAGUUCUGGGUAUAAACCACGAUGUAGCAAUAGAUGUUGCAUUUCUUCCAUUGUUUUGUCCUGAAGAUCCUCACUUAUUUCAAAUAGAAGACACUCAGAAUGAUACAUUACUGUCUUGUAUGAGUUGCAUCUCUGCACAUCAACAGAAGACUGCUAGCAAUGGAAGGCUUUGUGAUGUGUUUCCACUUUCGAAUGAAAUUGUAAAAGCAGCAAUGGACCUGGAUGGCAAGCAUGUUAUCUGCAUCUUGGACAUCUGUCACUUGGGUGAUGAUAAGGUGGAAGUCUUUCUGAGCAAGAUCUACAAGACAGCAGAACCUGAUGUCUUGGAUCCAGUGUAAUUUAAUAAUUUAUUUUUCAAAUGUUUAUAUUGUUCAAAAGGAGGGAAAUAAAAUUGCUUUGAGUACACCCUCUACACAUUGCACUUUUCUAGAACUGGCAGACACAAACAUAAAAUUACGAUUCUUAGAGCAAUUGUAUUGGUCAUCCAUGUAACUGAGAAGGGUAAUUGUGGCCUUUAUUUUGACAGUCUUGAAAUAGAUUACGCAAUGUCUUGGUUACUUAGGUUGAAUGGGCAAUACAGUGAGUGAGCUUGUCUUUUGAUAGGAUACCAAGCAGUAUGAUUAUCAGCUCUUCUCUUCUUGUGCACAUCCAUACAUAGAAAUGUGUAUAUCAGGGUGAGAACUGAGAAGAGAGGCAGGCUUUCCCAAUAUUAAAGGCAAUGUUUGUAACAGAAUGAACUGGCUGUGAUAUAAAUUUAGGCUGGAGAUUAGAAUAAUGUUUAGGUUUAGAAGCUAUUGUAUUCUAUAGUGAUCUUUUAGUGGGAGGUACUAGGGGCAGCCUAACUGCUCUUUAGCCUUCAAGAUUAUUAUGUAUGUGAAAGGGAUUAAAUACUGUGGUGCCUUUAGUAUUGGGAACUGGACUCACUGAUCCAAGAAACCUCUUUCAUUUUGUUUUACCUAAGUAAGGUCAGCUGCUGUGUUUUUAAAUGUCUGCUUUUGUAUAUACAGCCUUGGGUAGGAAGUUUAGCACCCUAAGGUUUUUAACAUAUUUUAUUUAAUAAUUAAAAAAUAAUAAUUUUUAAAAAUGUAAAGUUUGUUAAUGGAACUUGCUUCUAGCUUUGCAAGAGAGGAGCUGUCUUUAAGGAGUGCUUAGCACGGCAGGAUAUCCAGUUUGUCACACCACUGUUUUUUUUUUUUAUGUUGAUCAGCACUGUCCUCUUUCUGUGUAGUAACAGGUGUAUUCUGGGUGCAUGAAGAAGCUCAGCAGCUGCAAGAAGCUGCUGCUUCCACAAGAGCAAGAGCUUCUUGCUCUUUCUUAUAUGAGCUGGCUCCUGCUGAGCUCAGAACCAAGCCCCACUUUUUCCUCCUAUGUCAAACAGCCUCAAGUCAUUUAUACAACUGGAUCCUUAGGCAAGUCUUCUCAAUCAGGAGGUAAAGCACAUUGCUAUUUGACAGCAUGUCCAUGUAAAAUGCUGGUCUUGGUUCAAAUCUUUGUGAAGAAAGGAUUGCAUUAUGGAAGCUUGUCAGUUAAGCUGUACCAUUACUGACCAAAAGCCCAGAGUUAAUUUAUAGGAACAGAUUUUUUUUUUUUUGUGGAAAACUUCUCUGCACAUUUUAGCAGACUGUUGGCAACUGGGAGUAUUACUUUCAGCUAGUAGCUUGCUCACCUGCCCUAGGGACAGUGGACUUUGUCUUCAAGUACUUAAAUCCAUAUUAUGGUAAUUGAAAGAGAAACAUUAUUGUCUUUAUUAUAGUACAAAUUCAUAGGCAGCUUCAGAUAGGAAGUAAAAGGCCUAACAUUCUAAAAAAACAGAUUAUUUUUUUUUUCUGUCUCUCUCGUAUGGUUUACAGUUUAAAAAUGUAUUAAUGAGAAAAGUUUAAAUUGCACAGGGUCUAAGAGUUAAUUAAAUGUGAUUAUGUAUUGUAUGUUUAUAUUUUGUAUUAAUCAUAUAGUGUUAUUUCUAGAGCAAUGUUUGUCAACUAAUGCCUUUCAGAGUACCUUGUAACCUUGCCACAGAAGGGAAAAUGAAAGCAUGCCAACCCAAGAAGACCGUGGUGUUGCUUGCAAUAUGUUAUUUGUGUAAUUUUGUUGCUUAUGGGUAUGUGAAGAUCAGAGGCCAUUGCUCUAGAGUGAGAGAGAAACACCAGCACUUCAUGUACCAAACUGAGCCAUGCUGACUGUGCCAGCCUGUUUUUUUUAUUAAGAUAUACUUCAAAUCGAAGUCUAAUUUUAAUGAAACCAGUAUUUCUAGAAGCAAUUUUUAAAUUAAUCAUCUUUGUGUGAAGGGACUGAUGUGGCUAACACUGUCAAAGAGCCACUCUAGUCAGUUGUUCUAGUCACUUGAUCCAUUCCAUACCAUAGCAGUUCAGCAAAGGCUGCUGCGUUGCACUGCUUACUACCCUUCAAACAUGUAGCAUUAAUCACUCCAUUCUCCAUGUUAGGACUUCCUAACUCUAAAAUAAAUAUCAUAAUGUUGUGGAAUAUGUGUAAUAUGCUCUUGAGACUUUAAAGUACAUAAUUUUAUUUUUCAGAAGGGUGAUUUGAAAUUUUUCACGGAGAAAGCUGAGGAGAGAUAUUUGCCCUUGCAGAAUGAAGUGCCGAUGUUAGAAGCACAGGCUCUCUCUGUGUGUAGCUAGAGAACGCUCAACGCCUGUAGUAGACUUGGAAUUUCAAUACUCUAGGUCAUACUGUAGAAGCACUUACCCCAAGUUACACUGCAUUGAAAUACUGACUUCAGUUUCUGAAGUGUUGCAGUGUUAAUAUCUCAUUCCACCGCUCUACCUCCCUCCUCCCUGCCAAACCAGCACUGUAGCACUGGGGCGAAGGUCCUCUCUGCAGAGAAACUACUUGCUGUUAUAUUUCACUGAGUGUUUUUUGACACAAGUAUAAAACCAAAGUUUUUUUGAUCCUGAGUCUGUCAAAACGUUAAUUUGCCUUGUUAAACCAAGAUACAGUAUCUGUACUCCUGCAAAAUGUCAUAGGAAUCGUCUUUCUUGCUGCUCUAUAUUGCCACUGCUGAUGGUAAAAUACUAUCAAACACUUUUUCUAGCUGUAGAAUUCAUCCCCAACCAAAUAACUGUACUAUAAAAUCUUGAGUUUGCAUGUUUCUUGUGUUUUCAGCAUUAAUUUCAAAGAAAAGCAAAAGAAGGUAGUCUGUAUGUAGCUAAUGGUACUUUUGUUUGUAAAACUUGUUAAGUCAUAGAUCUUAGAGGUAAGAUCAGUUUUGAAUUAAUGUGAUGUAGAAUUAGUGCAGCACUGAAGCCUGCAGAAUAUAAAUAAAUGAAUUAAUAUAUGUAAA